AUGUGUAUGACGUUUACUUACCGCUUGCUGGGAAAAGGUCCAGAACUUGAUAUCUCAGUUGAACCGAAGAACAUGAACAAGGAACAACUCUGGUUGGUCAAAGAUUCGCAGAAUGAUACAAUUUGGAAAACUGGACAAGUCUCGUUGGGGCUUGUGACGGAGUUUAGGGUACGUAAACCUUUAUAAAACUUAUAUAAAGACACGGUGAACGCCCGUUCUUAAUUUUCAGGUUGCAUUAUGUACUUUUAGAAUGCAUAGAUGGACACCCUACAAAAGCAAGGGUAUAGCAAUGAAGUUAACGCGCUUCAUCUUUGUUGAGGUCCGUUAAAGUUGGCCCGUAGCUACUUGAAAAAUGUUUUCCCAUGAGACCUUGGAAAAGUAUUUUUCAAUACGGACCUCCAAGCCGGUAAAUAACACAUAUAUAUAUAUAUUUGUGCUUGCCUAGUGAUAUUUUUUUAUUUCCUGCAAUAUGAUUGGCUGCAGGAGCGGGUAGCUAUUUACGAUAUCUUGACCGUGGUCCAAAAGAGUUUUUCCUUAGCGACAAACAGAGGCGUGAAGACCAUUUUCAAACAAAAAAAAAACCGAAAAGUUAAAAAUCGAAUCUAUCGAUACUAAAGAUAGCACUGUCUCCCCCACAUUUGAGAGUCACCGACCCACGAAAUGCAUUUUUCAAGCAUGUUUAUACUGUAAAACGAUUAGGAAAAUCAAUAAUUUUAAUUUGUUUACACCUUCUGUAUUACCUUGUUGAGUAGAAAAGCAUCCAUUGUAUUGAAACUAAAGUCUAAUCAGCACGGUAAGCCCUGGGUACUAAUUCCGCUCAGCUAUUUCCAUGCAACCGAGGAAAGGAAAGCAUUAGCGAAGUCUAAAGUUUUAUCAAUAAUCGCGGGCGCGCAUCGCUAUGGUUCAUCGUGAGUGGACCUCCUCACUGAUCUAAAACAUAUGGCCGUUUGUCAGGAGUGCUGUAAGCAAGAUUUCAAUUUUCAAAAACAUCGUUUCAUACAAUGAGCUUUCAAGCAAUUUGAUUUUAAAUAAAACAUGAAGAAUUGAUUUAUCGCGGGGAAAGAUGAAAUAUAGGGCAAGUUUGCUUUGAAUGUUCAAUGUUUAUGAAUAUUGUUUCUUUAACUUUUUGCGUGAAACAAUUCCUGUUUAGUGUAAGAAAAAAACUUAACUAAAUGUAAAAGAGAGUAAAUUAAUUUCAAGACCGAACUGAAAUUACUCAAUAAUUUGAACUUGGUGUGUAAGCAGUUUACUUGAAUGAACAUUUCAAAACAUUUACGAAGUGUUUCAGAUUAAAUUUUAUAUUACACAAAAUAAUAUGCCUACAGUAAAUAUUUUGGAAAUUAAUCGUUGUAUAUAGCUAAAAGUACUAAACUUCAACUAUUUUUUCUAUUUUAUACAAAAAGUAUAAAAAUAUGUCGUGUAUGCUGUGGGCCUGUGGCAACACUUGAGUUGAUGCGCAACGCAAGCCUGCGUUUAGUUUUGGCCAACUACUAAUAUUUCAUGUUAAAUCAAUGUUUGGAAAAUAUAGGCGAGGGGUCGCUGCAUCCAUGCAUGUAUUUCUAGUACUGUUAUUUAAAAGAUUAUAUAUUGCACAUACCAAAAAUGAUAUUUAGGGUUAGGUUCUCUUUAAGCCUACUACGGAAGGCCGCGAGGUUAGGAUAUGUGUAAUCUUGCUCAGAUUUGAAAACGUAUGCGAGUAGAGUUGUAAUUGAUUCGCUCUUGUACUUCAAACCUUUCAGGGAUUUUCUCCAAGUGCUCCAGUUUUCGUCCGUCUCCAAAAACUAACUCUUCUAUCUUUCUUGUACUCUGUGAUCAGACAUGGGUCGUAUAUGGUGGCAGGCAGUGUCCUCUUUUCAACCAGACGUCUUUUGCAGUUCGAAGGAGAUGCCAAAAUAUUUAAUAUGUACAAGAACUUGUGGAUGAUGCUCGUUAAUUAGACUCACUAUCUCAGGGGUGAGAGCGCUGUAACGGAAUCGUAGGCCUAGGGCGGCAGGUUCGAUUGCUUCUCGACGACCUGCGGUUGCAUGUUUUGUAGCUGCUUCCGGCCUGUUCUAAACUGUAUAUAAUUUUAGCACGAAAUUUCCAUCUACAAAAUCCCUUCAGUAUCCUAAAAUCUUGAUUAUAGCACAGGCCAUACCUUUUAACUUAAUUUUAAAACAGGCUUCAUACUACAAGGUAUGACGUACGUAAGAUGGAACUCUUACAUUUUCACAGGUUCAUAUCAAAGCAACUCAAAGGUAUAAAUCUGAGGUGAAUAUUGAUAAUAUUUUCUUUAUGGAAGGCUAUUGUGAUCCUGUUCCAGCAAAUGCUCAAGGUAUGUCACGAUAAUACAUUGUUUUGAAUACUAUUUGGUCCCAUUUUCCUUCAAGAAGCUAGUGUAGUUCGGGACUGAAACGUUUUUUGUGGAUCCACUAUCCUUUAAUUUCGUUCCUAUCUUAAUUUACUUACCCCUCCAAUCUGUGAAAUAUAUCGUCAGCUCUCCGUUGGGAAUUAUAUGAUUAAAUAGAUGGCUACUCAAUUCGUAGUGGUGAUUCGGUCUUGAGAUUAAGGCAUUAAAUCUUGGGGUAAGAUUAAAUAUUGUUUCUUAGGAUCUAGUUAAUCCAGUCUUACAAUUAGGAUUCAAUGACUCACCCUUUGAAUUCAUUGAAUCAAUGUUUCAGUCUCAGGAUUCAAUAAUUCAAUUUUUGGAUUCAACGAUUCCAUCUUAGGAUUGCAAUGAUUCAUUCUUUAGAUUCAAUAAUUCGAUUGUUAGAUGCAAUAAUUCAAGUCUUAGAAUUCAGGAAUGAUUGAAUUUUAGGGUUCAAUGAUUCAAUUCUUAGAAUUUAGUGAUUCAAUCUUAGGAUUCAAUGACACAAUGUUAGGAUUCAAUGAUUCAGUCUUAGGAUUCAAUAAUUCAAUUUUAGGAUUUGAUGAUUCAAUAUUAGAAUUCAAGAAUUCAAACUUUUUUUUAUAGAAUGGCGAACCUCUAUAUCUGACAGUUCCUCGGGAUACAUUACUUCACCCUAUUAUCCCACAUUAUACCUAAACAACAUGAAGAGAAACUGGAGGAUUGAGGUGCCCGAUGGCCAACGUCUAAAACUGGAUUGGUCAUAUCUAAAUUUGGAACAUCACAAACAGUGUAAAAGCGAUUCAGUAAUUAUUAAAGACAGCCGCAGAUCCCGGACAUCCACGUCUUUCUGCGGGUACGAACUGCCACCCACGUAUUUAGCUCCAGGCAAUAAAGUGAUUGUGGGAUUUCAAUCAGACGAAACAAAUGUCGGGACAGGUUUUAAACUUCAUUAUCAGGCCAUUCCAGGUACGGUAUAAAAAUAGGAUUAAAACCAAGGCCACAUAUUAGUGAAAACAGUGGGGGAGCUGGCAAAAACUUCAGGGGAGGUUCAGCCGUCUAUCUCACUGCCCCCAUGGAAUGUUUGAGCCUAGAAAUUAGAACGCCCCUCCUAAAGUCAACAACAUGAGGUGUGCAUGCAGUACUGUACAUAUGUAUCAGUAUAUGUAUGUAUUAUGACUGUCCGACUAAUCCAGUUUUGCCCUUUUUCACAUAACUACAACGCCCCUUUCGAAACAUUAUAUCUGAUACUAUAAAAGAUCUAAAAGUAUCUAUAAAAGAUACUUGACACAGCGAAUCAGAGAUGGAUGGCUAUCAUAGUUUCAUUUUUACAGAAAAACAUUCUUGUAAAGUGUAGACUAAGAGCAAUUUAAACAAUUUGUCAAAUUUUCAUUUUGAUCUAUCGUUUAAAUCAAUCUUCCUCACAAAGGGAAGUGCAUGACUUUUAGGGGAGGUGCAAAACGAUCCAUAGGGGAGAUUCCUAUACCUCCCACGCCGCCGCUUAAAAUCCGGCCAUGAUUAAAACGCUGACGUUGUGAAGGAAGAAAAACGGAUAGUGCUCUCCCGUAUAAAAGUUCAGUUCAGUUGAAGGUCCUUCCUUUAGUGACACUGGUGUUGCUGGUCAAUAAGGAUUGGGUGUAAUUUGAUUUUCUAUGAAAAAAUGUUAGUUUAUAAUUUAGACUCCCUAGUUCCUACUGUAGUAGCACUAGAAAAAUAGAGGAUAGCAACUGAUAGCUAUCUAGUUGAUAAAUUUGUAAACAAAAAUUACGUCGGUUAAAAAAGGUGAGAGAUUCAAAUUUUCUCUGAUUUGCGCAGAAGUCCAUUUUACUGUUAAAGUUUAAUAUUGGAUACAUAGCCUUGACUAGUCUUUGAGAACUCGUUUUCCUCUAAACGAUUUUACCUGUAUUUGUGAUCAUAGUCAAUGGAAUAAGAAGGUUAGGAAACUCGAUGCAGACAUAAUAGUCUUCAUUAUCUAUGUUUUUGUUUUGGUUUAUGUAAGAAAUUAUCGGUUCAUCGUCACGUGUGUAUUGUAUGUUCGCCAGAGGAACCUGUGGCUAUAUUUGUAUUUAACCAUUGUGUAAUAUCACGACCGGGUAAUUAAACCAGCACACUGCUAUUGGUUGGUUGUCAAAAAACAAUACGCAUGUGACGAUGAACCGACCAUUUCGUGCAUAAUUGACCAAGACAAAACAUAGAUAAUGAGGUCUAUUGUUGAAAAAAUAGAGGAUGCGUAGCCAGGUCGAAACAUAAUUUAUUUAUUGAACGUUCUCUGACUAAAUAUUUAUUUCUACGAGCUUUCGGCUAUCAGUCUAUAGGCUUCAACGGGUGUAUACAAAUGAUUCUAUAAAGGACGCUAAACCUAAGUAGGUAGUAUGAAAUAUGAGACUAUCUAUGCUAUGUUACAAAUGAGGAAUAUAAAUAUUUAAUUAUGUUUCUUGAGUUCCUUUCUUAAAAGUAUUGUGUAUUGUGCUGGAAGCGUAUUAGAGUUAUUAUCAGCUUCGUCUGUUAGUGCAGUGUGCCAGGACUCUAAGGUUUUAAGGUUCCUAUGAUUUCCCUUGUCUAUUACUUUAGCAUUGGCAAAGUCAAUUAUAUGAUCUUGAGUCCAUGCGUGUUUCGCGACAUUUGACCCCUUCUUGCCUUGUUUCACAUUCCUUACGUGUUCGGACUUACUCGUCUUCAGGGAUCUUCCUGUUUCGCCUAUGUAGCUCCAACUGCAAUCUUGACACGGUAUCUGGUAGAUCACGUUCUUUUGUUCUUCUGUUGGUGGUUUCUGUUUUGCAGAUGGAAAUUGGCGUUCGAGGGUUUUCAUUGGCUUAUUAUAAAAUUUAAUGUCAUGUUUUUGGAGUGUUCUGGCAAUAGAGGUUCGGUUAGUCCAUUGAUAUAUGGUAGAACCGAAAUUCCUGCAGAUGGCGCCUUUCCUUCAACCAGUUCGAAAAAUGACCGGACUAACUCUUCAGGACUUACUACAGUUUUGUUCUUAUGUUUUUUGAUCAAUCCUGAAAUUAAUUUCUUCGGAUAACCAUUUGAUGUCAGGACUGUGGUUACAUGAUUUAGUUCUUUUUCUUUGCUUUCGUUAGUGGUAGGAAGUGACAAGGAUCGGUUGAUAAGUGUUGUUGCAGUACUAAUUUUAUGCUUUUGGUCGUGGUGUGAUAGGUAGUUUAAGUAACGGUCUGUGCAUGUGAGUGGGUUUGCGGUAAACGUCAAUAAAAAUUAAGCCGUCGUUUCUAGAAACUAAUGUGUCAAGGAAAGCGAUAGUGAAGUCAAUGUGUGGGUCAAUGGAGUUUAGUGUGUCAUGAAAAGAUGAUACGUUAGUCUUUUUUAUUAUGGAAAAACAAUCGUCUACAAAACGUUUCCAAACUUUAGGUGGUGAAGUUGCGUCUCGGAUGGCCUGUUCUUAGUUGUUCUUCUAUCACUUCCAUGCACAAGUUAGCAACAAUCGCGCUAACGGGGCUGCCCAUAGCACAUCCAUGGAUUUGUUUGUAGGUGGUGUUGUUGUAAACGAAAAAACUGUUAGAUAAAACAAAAGAUAAAAGUCGAAUAAUGUCGUCAAUGUCAAGUUGAGUUCUGUCCGGAAGUGUCGGAUCGUUUUCUAAUUUCGUUCUAAUAUAUUUGCACGCUUUGUCAACAGGAAUGGCUGUAAAAAGUGAAACGACGUCAAAUGAAAUCAUAGAUUCGUCUUCGUCUAUGGUAAUGUUGGAAAUUUCGUUUUUGAAUUGAGUAGAGUUAGCUACUGAGAAGCCGUUUUUGUUUUGUAGUGGAGAAAGGAUUUUUGUAAGGAAUUUGGAAGUUUUGUAAAGAGCUGAGUCGAUACAUGUAACUAUAGGUCUAAGUGGGUAACCUACUUUGUGAUGCUUGAUGGAGCCUCUGAUGGCUGGAGGGAUUGCGUCACUUGAGUGUAGCUUGCGGUAGGUAUUCUCGGCAAUUUUCUCUUGAUUCUUUAGGUUAAGCAGCAUGGCAUUUAACUCUCGUUCUACUCGUUUGAAUGGUGGCUUAGGUAUGAUAGCGUAGGUCGUUUCAUCGAGUUUCCUAACCUUCUUAUUCCAUUGACUAUGUUAUGACGUACCAAACAAAGUACAAAAAUCUGUAUGAAAUAAAGUAGAAACAAACAAUCGAUCUCAAUAUUUGAAAAAAACGAGACAAUAUUCAUUAGACAAGUAGACCACUUCUAUUCUGAGUUUUUUCCUGUUUUAUGACACAAAAAGCUAUCAUUAAAAGAUUUUACUUGGGUUGUUUUUGUACAUUACUGAGAUUUUACUUUUAAUUUUCUUUCCUGCAGCUGACUUCUUUGACGACUCUUGUGAAAAUAAGGAGGUUUCUGGUAAGAUUUUGGAGUUGAAAAUGUCUAAUCUGUCAACAGGAACUGCACCUCAUUGCGCCCUAAACGUGUAUAAAUCUCACAGCUUGUCAACAAGAUGUGUUCCAUUGUUUGUUCCCAGCGACGGUAGCGACUUGCUACAAGUUGCUCCAACAAGUCCGAUAAUUUAUCGUCUGCACGUAACCAUUGUUAAUUAAAACAAGUUGAUGACACCAAUAUCGUAGCAACUUGUUAGAAACAGCCUGUAUUAAUCUUGUUGCAUGGACAACGUGUAUACCUACGUGUAACAAAUCUGUCACCGUCAUCAACCUGGUAACACUGCAUGAGAUAACAAUUUACUCCAGACUUAUGACACAACUGGCAACAAGCAAUGCGAACGUAUGUUGAUAUGAGCCUGAAAACAACUUAUUUACAGAUCUAUAUAACAUCUUGCUCGUGUUUAUACUCUUGUAACUAGUAUUUUACGAGUUAUGAGUUAUAUUUGAUACAUUUAUUGAUCAUAAAGCCAACAUGGCUGCUGUUUUAUUGUCUUGUAUCUUUCCAUACGGAUUGGUUGCAAUCCACCUAUGUCUAGUUUAAUAGCCCUCUAUUAGACUCCGAGUUAUGGAAUAGACAAGCAAAAUGUGGAAAUUAUUAUAUUUUUCCUAGAUUGCCAUCCUAUGGUGCAAUGCUCCUACAUCAGAUCAAAUAAAUCAAAAGUAUUUGUUGAAGCUCUUGAUCUUAUGAUAAUUCCAGAGUACUUUCCAGCCCUUACAACUGCAAUGUAAGAAUAAAAUUUUCGAAAUACUACACAAUAACGAGAAAGCUUUGAGGUGUAUCCGCCGAUAAUAAACAGUUCGUCAUUUUUUUUACUUUACAGAGAUUUUCAUGACAAUUUUUUAAUCAAGCUGGGUGCAUACUGCUUUGAAAACCUAACACAGUUGGAAUAUCUGUAAGUACAACUAUGCAUGAGUUUUAUAUGAAAUCUUUGUGCUUUCGGCGCUUUCCGUGACACUGUCAGACCGGUCUAAACUUGCCAGAAGUCUGCCUUAAAAGGUUUUUCUCGGUUUUUCUCAGGGGCGAGGACAGCACCAGCAAAUAUAAAUUGACACUUAGCCAAAAUAUAAGACAUAUUUGA
Messenger RNA from Paramuricea clavata, 7758 nucleotides. The record is from the annotation of a GenBank genome assembly. NCBI's taxonomy places the organism in Eukaryota, Metazoa, Cnidaria, Anthozoa, Malacalcyonacea, Plexauridae.